Messenger RNA from Chelonus insularis, 1801 nucleotides. RefSeq lists its product as uncharacterized. NCBI's taxonomy places the organism in Eukaryota, Metazoa, Arthropoda, Insecta, Hymenoptera, Braconidae. Gene Ontology annotation, cellular component: axoneme; ciliary basal body. The transcript has 6 exons. The record is from RefSeq and is a predicted model, not a curated record. Gene Ontology annotation, biological process: microtubule cytoskeleton organization. The coding region runs from base 212 to 1603 and encodes 463 amino acids.
UAAAACACCCAACUGGUGUUAGUAUGGCGUAGAUCUCAAAUACAGUAGAUAUAAAGACUAAGGGAAACUACUCCAUCAUUUUUAAAUUAACUUAUAUCAUUCUAAAUCCAUCAUGCUUUUUACUUUCACUAUAAUUCAAUUCAUUUGGUUGACAUUUACAAUUUUCUGACUACGAUAAAAAAAAUUCAAGAGGCAGUAUAUUAAUACAGAGAUGACAGCAUGUUGUUGUUACUCCGAAAUAAAGAGUUCUGUCUACAAUCAGACUGGAGAAGGAUUUUUCAAGCAAUUAGCAGCUUACAAUCACAUGAGUGCACAUUUGAGACGAGUUCUGUUGGCGAAGAGUCGUGUUGAUUCAAGGAAUCCAAACUACUUACGGAGACGAAGAACUAUGUCCACAGGUAGAGCUAAAUUUACAGAGAAAACGGCCUCUCAAGAGCUUAUAGACCAACUGGCUUACGAUACUGAACAUCAUCCUAUGGAAAUCGUCAGAAUGCGUUACAGCUUAGAUAGUCGAUUACAGGAUCGAUCAAAGAAAUGUCCUGUGUCUUGCAAAAAUUUCUUGAUAGACUGCCCAGGGAUUCAUCUUAAUCCUAUAACUAGUAGAUUAACGGAGAGUGAUAGAAAUCGUUUUUCUUCAAGAUCUAGACCUCGAGGAUCUGGUUUAUCAUUUCAUUCAGCACGCCCAGGGACAUUUAAAAAGAACUAUGCAAACCGAGGAGAUCAAAAAGAAGAGAUGAUUUCUUCUCAUCAUACAGAAAGUGCUCGUUCGUCCCCAAGAUCUGUGAAGAAUAAAGAUGAUAAUGAUCAAAUUGACCACAAUUACGCAUCAAGUUUUGAAUCCCCUUCAGAGAUAUCUCGUAGAGACUCAAUAGCUUCAAAAGGAUCUGUAUCAAGUCAAAGUUAUGUGGAGAGUAUCUUUACGGAAAAAAAUAAAGAAAAACGAGAAAAUUCUCCCUCCAAACUAUCAGAGGAAGCUAAAUAUUCAAAGUUUUUAUAUGAUAUAACUCAAGAGAUUGUUCAAAAUGGUUUAUAUAAAGACGAAGAGCUAAAGGAAGUUUUUAAGAGACAUAUUAAACGGAACUCUCAUAUACUAGACAGGAAUAAAAUGAUGUAUGAACUCUAUCAAUUAAAGUUGUCUCUAAACUUGAUCGAUCAUGAUGAUGAUGAUGAAGAAGAAACUAUUGAACGAUUUUUACACUCAAGAAAAUAUUCUGUUGUAAAACCACCGACUCCACCCAAGGUUCUUGAUGAGAAUAAAAUAGUAGAUAAAUUAAUGAAUCCAGAAGACCUAAAAGCUACAUAUAGCAAAUCACCUCAUAGUGGUCGACAUACUGUGGUACUUGUCGACGCUAAUCCAGAGUUACUGGUUACAGAGAGAGAUAUUUUAGCUACUCUUAUGGAGAUGAAUAUCAGUCCUCAGCAAGCUCAUGAUGUCUAUAAGCGUCUACAGAAGAAGAGUAAAGAUUUGCAUCCAUUACAAACGAAAAAGAACGGUCGGCCAGGUCCAGGGGGAGAAGAUAGACAGAGCAAUCCCACCCAUUUCCUCAGGCCACAAACUGAAGUCGAAGAAGAAAUCGAAACGGACAGAUCAACAUCAUCCUAAUUACUUGGAGACUUUGGAAAAGGAUUUCAGUACUGAUUAUCCAGUCUAUUUGGAUCACUUACCAGAGUAUUAUCCAAGAUCAUCAAGGUGUACUUGUCAAGGGAAUAAUCAAAAUUUAUUCUAUAAUGUUUGUCAUUGUCAACGAAGGUGAGAAUUAACUAUAAAUUGUAAAUAGAAUCCUAGUAAACAAAGUUUGAA